AUGGCGUCUUGUCUCCCAAGCCGCCGCCCGCUCGCUCUCGCCUUUUCCCUGCUCCUGAUCAUCCUCCUCCCUCUUGCUCUCGGAACCAACCCCACACCCGAUCCCGUCUUGACCUACCACGGCGGCCCUCUCCUCACCGGAAAGAUCGACCUCGCCGUCCUGUGGUACGGUCAGUUUGGCAACUCCCAAAAGAAGGUUAUCAGGAGCUUCAUUAAAUCGCUAAACUACGAUGGUGGCGCAAACUUUGAGCCCCAGGUGUCGAGCUGGUGGCAAAUGGUUGGGAGCUACCAAUCAUUCGCUGGGAGGGACUCCAAAAGGAGCCCCGGAAUCAAAGUGCAAGUUGCGCGUCAAGUGACCGAUAAGUCCUUCUCUCUGGGGAAGGUCCUGACCGUUGACAACAUUAAGCUUCUGGUCCAGAAGGCCACUGCUGGAAAUCCCAACAGUACUCUUGCUGUUAUCUUCACAUCUAGGCAGGUUACGGCGUCUGAUUUGUGCAUGGGAAAAUGCUCUGAGCAUGGAGUUAUCGGUACUCAGCCAUACAUCUUGGUAGGAAACCCAGAGUCUGAGUGCCCUGAGGCGUGUGCUUGGCCAUUCCACAAGUCCGACCAUGGGCCACAAGGUGUGACAUUGCAGCCACCAAAUGGGAACAUAGGGGCGGACUCUAUGGUGGUUCAUUUUGCCUCAGGCUUGGCUGGUGCAGUGACCAACCCAUUCAAGACUGGGUUUUUCCAACUAGGAACCAAGAAUGAUCAUGAGCUAGUUGAGGCUGCAACAGCUUGUCCGAAUAUAUUCGGGAGCGGGGCGCUUCCCGGCUACACCGGGAAGGUAAGGGUUGAUCCGGCCAACGGUGGCGCCUUCAAUACCCAUGGUUAUAAGGGGAUGCAGUUCUUGGUUCCUGCAAUAUGGAACCCAAGAACAUCCUCAUGUUGGACCCCUAUGUAG
Messenger RNA from Alnus glutinosa, 942 nucleotides. Its product is annotated as protein EXORDIUM-like 6. The transcript has 2 exons. Lineage: Eukaryota; Viridiplantae; Streptophyta; Magnoliopsida; Fagales; Betulaceae. The coding region runs from base 1 to 942 and encodes 313 amino acids. The record is from RefSeq and is a predicted model, not a curated record.